This is a messenger RNA of Dacryopinax primogenitus, 579 nucleotides long. RefSeq lists its product as uncharacterized. Gene Ontology annotation, molecular function: protein binding. The record is from RefSeq and is a predicted model, not a curated record. NCBI's taxonomy places the organism in Eukaryota, Fungi, Basidiomycota, Dacrymycetes, Dacrymycetales, Dacrymycetaceae. The transcript has 3 exons. Bases 1 to 579 code for a protein of 192 amino acids.
AUGGCACAGUGUCUUUAUACUAUGAGUGGGAUCCUGUGCAUACAAGAACACUAUGAGGACUUGGCCCAACUGCUCCAGGAAGUGAAGGCAGAAUUCAAAGUUCUUGUCAACCACCUCAGCAUUGCAAAAUGCAUGCAGACUCUCAGUGAUGUUCAGCACAUGCAGACUCAUUACAGUGAUGCAGUACCACUGCUGAAGGAGGCAAGGAUGUUGUUUGAGGCUAUUCCACAUGCCACUGGUGUUGCCCAGAGCAUACAGACUCUCAGUGAUGUGCUGGCUCAGCAGGGUUAUUAUGAUGAUGCUGCACCACUUCUUGAGGAAGCAAGAGACAUGUUUGAAGCCAUUUCAAACACUCUGGGCAUCAUGCAAUGUACUCAGAUUCUCAGAGACAUCCUGCAAAGACAAGCUCAGUAUGACACCACCACACAAAUGCUCCAGGAGGCCAAGGUGAUGUUCAAAGCCAUUUCUGAACCCCUUGGUGCAGCUCAAUGUAUGGAGAGUCUUCAAAUCAUCCAGGCACAGGCUGUCCUGGAGGCCAUUCCCAAGCCUGGCAGCACUGCUAUGCAGCAAUCUCUCUAA